UGGCGAUAUCUUUUAUCUGUCAGAAACGCGGUGUAAAUGUGGUGUCAACAAGGUGAUGUGCAUCAAAGACGAAUUAUUCACAAUUUGUUAAUUAUAUUUUACCUGAAUAAGAAGUAAAUCGGAUAGACUAACUAAUACGAGCCUUAGCUCAACUAUAAAUAGGAGGGAAAAUUUUCACAGAGUGCUUAAUUUGAAGUGAUCUUUAAGGAUGGAUUUUCAAAAUAGGCCAGGAGGCAAAACAGGGGGUGGAGGAGUAGCAUCAUGGUCCGAAUCAAAUCGCGACAGACGAGAGCGGCUGAGGCAGCUCGCCUUAGAGACAAUUGAUUUGCAGAAGGAUCCUUAUUUUAUGAAAAAUCACUUGGGCUCGUAUGAAUGCAAAUUGUGUUUAACCCUUCAUAAUAAUGAGGGUAGUUAUCUGGCUCAUACGCAAGGAAAGAAACAUCAAGCCAAUUUAGCUAGACGAGCUGCAAAAGAAGCUAAAGAUGCGCCGACAAUGUUGCAACCCGAAAAACCCAGAGUGGAACCGAAGAAGUUUGUAAAAAUUGGUCGUCCUGGAUAUAGAGUGACAAAGCAAAGAGAUCCAGAGAAUGGACAGCAGAGUCUGCUGUUCCAAAUUGAUUACCCAGAAAUUGCCGAUCAUGUUUUGCCAAGGCAUCGGUUUAUGUCUGCCUACGAGCAGAAAAUAGAACCUCCAGACCGCAAAUGGCAAUAUCUCCUUUUUGCCGCUGAACCUUAUGAAACAAUAGCUUUUAAGGUACCGAGCCGAGAAGUGGAGAAGACCGACAACAAAUUCUGGACCCAUUGGAACCGAGACACAAAACAAUUUUUCCUGCAGUUCGCCUUUAAAGCUGAAAAUAAGAAGCCAACUAUGGUCAGCAGGGCACCUAUGAUGGGAGGGGUUCCGCCGCCCCCGCCAAUGUUGCCGGUACCCCCACCGCCCAGGCCUCCCAUGUUUAAUCCGAUGCCCCCACCGUCAAUGAUGCGGACAGUGAUGCCGGUACCACCUCCACAUUAGUCCCAAAGCUACUAAGAUUUGGGGUAAAUCAAAUGGUACUUUUGAUUCUUGGUAUGAAUAUAGAAUGAAUAAAAUUUCA
Molecule: messenger RNA, 1094 nt
Organism: Dendroctonus ponderosae (mountain pine beetle)
Lineage: Eukaryota; Metazoa; Arthropoda; Insecta; Coleoptera; Curculionidae
Gene: Sf3a2
Product: splicing factor 3A subunit 2
Exons: 6
Coding region: 209-1015 (268 amino acids)
Biological process (GO): spliceosomal complex assembly
Cellular component (GO): nucleus; U2-type prespliceosome; U2 snRNP
Molecular function (GO): zinc ion binding; nucleic acid binding
Source: RefSeq, a predicted model, not a curated record